GAUGAGGCUGCUCCAGCUGACAAACAGUACAAACAGGAGCCAGCCCAGGUCACUUACUCAACAUCAGCUGUUUCCAGCACACAGGAGGUGUUGUACAUCAAUGGAAAUGGGACUUACAGUUACCAUAGUUACAGAGGGCUCGGAGGUGGGCUACUAAAUCUCAACGAUCCUUCUAGCAGUGAUCUGCAGCCUACCUCUACCACAGCCACGACUCAGCACUGCAUCCCAGGCACCACAAACGUCCAGUCCCCUUCCAGCUCAGGUCCGACAGAUCUCAGUAUGAAGAGGCAAUUAGCAACCAGCUCUGGAUCCUCCAGUAGUUCAAGCUCUAGACCCCAGCUGAGUCCAACUGAAAUAAAUGCAGUGAGGCAGCUUGUGGCAGGGUAUCGAGAGUCAGCUGCAUUUUUAUUGCGUUCUGCAGACGAACUGGAAAACCUUAUUUUGCAGCAGAACUGAGUCACAUGUCCUUCACACCGGCCUGGUCUUAUCUCGGAGUUUCCACUAAUGACAUUUUGAUUUCCCAGAGCACACACUUCAGUUACUGCACAGUCUUUUAGGAGAGUUAAUUACCAUAAUGCCACACUGUUCUUGAUCCAUAAAGUGAUGUGUUAAGGUGCUUCAAGUGAACUUCAACCUCGGGU
This is a messenger RNA of Pterocles gutturalis (yellow-throated sandgrouse), 641 nucleotides long. RefSeq names its product nucleolar protein 4-like. The annotation marks the transcript as partial. NCBI's taxonomy places the organism in Eukaryota, Metazoa, Chordata, Aves, Pterocliformes, Pteroclidae. The transcript is spliced from 3 exons. The record is from RefSeq and is a predicted model, not a curated record.